Molecule: messenger RNA, 2120 nt
Organism: Electrophorus electricus (electric eel)
Lineage: Eukaryota; Metazoa; Chordata; Actinopteri; Gymnotiformes; Gymnotidae
Gene: faxcb
Product: failed axon connections homolog, metaxin like GST domain containing b
Cellular component (GO): cytoplasm
Source: RefSeq, a predicted model, not a curated record
AUGCACUGGGUUGCUGGGAUUGCCUCGUCCCGGUCGUUCGUGGUCGAUCUCGACCGGAAUCAGAGUUUGCCCUUCGGACUUUAUGGCUCUGACCAUCGCCACUCAUUCCAUGGGUACAUAGUAGCCUCCCCUCUGCAUGAUUUCGGCGGGAACAUGUCAGGAUUGGUGUCCGACUCUUGGUGGAGAAAGACUCUGUAUAUGACUGGAGGAGCCCUGCUUGCUGCCGCAGCCUAUCUGUUCUACGAGCUGCUCUCGGUCAGGAAAGAGCUGGAGCUAGACUCUAAAGAUGCCAUCAUCCUUCACCAGUUUGCCAGGCCCAAGAAUGGUAUGCCAAGCCUGUCUCCAUUCUGCCUGAAGAUGGAGACGUAUCUGAGGAUGUUGGACCUGCCCUAUCAGAAUUACUUUGAUGGGAGCCUCUCACCUCAGGGCAAGAUGCCGUGGAUCGAGUACAACCACGACCGAGUGUCUGGGACGGAGUUCAUCAUGGAUUUCCUGGAGGAGAAGCUGGGCAUGAACCUCAACAAGAGCCUGAGCAGGCAAGAGCAGGCCGUGGCCCGGGCCAUCACCAGAAUGGUGGAGGAGCACUUAUACUGGAUGAUCGCGUACUGUCAAUGGGUGGACAAUGUGGAGGAGACUCAGAAGAUGCUGGAGGCGCCUGGUCCCCUGGGGGAGGUGCUCAGGUGGACUCUCUGCCAGCUGAACGGAGGUCUGGUGAAGAAGGAGAUGUACUGCCAUGGCGUUGGCCGCUUCUCCCGAGACGAGGUGUACAUGCUGAUGGAGCGGGACCUGCGCACACUGGCCUCGCUGCUUGGGGAUAAGAAAUACAUUAUGGGCUCCAGAGCGUCCAAUGUGGAUGCUACAGUGUUCGGACAUCUUGCCCAGGCUAUGUGGACACUACCUGGCACAAGACCCCAACAGCUCAUCAAAGGUGAGCUGAUCAACCUGGCCAUGUACUGCGAGCGUAUCCGCAGGAAGUUUUGGCCUGAGUGGUUGGUGAACUUGGACGAUUUGUAUUUGGAAGGAGAGAAUGACAGUAGCUGUGACACACCCAGCCAUCUGCAGGAGUGUGGCCUGUUCUCCCGCACGGACACCCUGGACGAGAGCUCAGGCAGCUGCCUCACGCACACUCACACACUCUCGCCAGACGACCGCUCUGGAUGUUCACUCUCUGACUCUGACAUCGAGCUGGAUGGGUCAGAUGAUGAGCACCAGGCCAAAGCUUAGGCUAGGGGACAUUUAUGCUGGGUAGAUCUGUCUGGAACCAUUUGCCAGAUCUGACAGUAGCAUUUGGACUGUCCGCACCGCAUUAUGGGAUAUGAGGUUGACACCAUGAGUCCUAACAUGCUCUGCACUGAUGCUCUUAUUCAGCAUCAUUUUAAAAAGUGAGUGUGUGUGUGUGUGUGUGUGUGUGUGUGUGUGUGUGCAUAUGUGUGUAUGUGUAAAUGGGUAUGUAAACAUGAGGGUUUUUAUGAAAGCUUCAAUGUUUCAAAGUAGUGGAUCUGUGUUCCACUGAAUUCCCAGUGAAUGGUCCUGUUCUCUUGUACUUUUCUUUUCAGUGAGUUUAUCUUAGUUUAGCUAGUACACAUAUAUUUAUUCCACACAUCAAUCAAGCAAUGAGCGUAACCAAGUAGCAGCUGUAGAGAUGCUGAAGAGAAAGCAAUGAAAUGGUGAAGAGAAACAGGUGUAAUGUUAUUAACUCACUCAGUUUUAAUUAUUACGCGCGCACACACACACACACACAGAAUGAGAGAGCUACAUUCAGAUAUUUCAGGCCAGUGUCCACUGGGUUUAUUACAUCAUAAAAUGGUAUUGCUUACUUUUAAACACAAGAGGGCACUGUGACCAUUCUCAAGAUGUCAUGUGGAAUUUUGCAUUUCACAUCAAUGCUGCUGUUGGCUUUAACUAAACCCCUUCAGCUAACACAGCUGCAGAUUCAGCGGCAGGUCUCUUGAUGCCUGAGACACAUACAUUAUCCACAUGCAAUGUAUCAGUGUGUGUUAGCGAAUCUGCCUGUACAAGGUUUAACAAGCCGUGUGUGGGCUUGCAUACAGGCCUGUGUGUGUGUGUGUGUGUGUGUGUGUGUGUGUGUGUGUGUGUGUGUGUGUGUGUGUGUGUGUGUG